This is a messenger RNA of Amyelois transitella, 795 nucleotides long. RefSeq lists its product as uncharacterized. NCBI's taxonomy places the organism in Eukaryota, Metazoa, Arthropoda, Insecta, Lepidoptera, Pyralidae. The record is from RefSeq and is a predicted model, not a curated record. The transcript is spliced from 2 exons. Bases 1 to 795 code for a protein of 264 amino acids.
AUGGCGAAACUGGACCCUGGGCACAAGGUCCCAGUGGAAAGAUCUUUUUAUCCCGAGUUGAGCGAGCCCAAACUCGAGUGUCCUGUCGCCUUAGGAAGGGGGAAACCCUCAAGACAAUUUUACCUGAAGCAGCAGCAGCAGGCAGCGUCUGUGCUGGCCGGUUCCAUUCCCUGGGACCUAGAGGCGAAAACCCUCGCGUCGCUGUUCUUCUGGCGCGAGGAGGCCGUGGCCCAGGGUCACCGGUUGGCACCGAGGGAGAUCGCAGGACGCCGCAAUGAGCUGUGUCAGCGCUCCAUUGAAGAGUGGUCCCAAAGGCUGGAGCAGCCGACUGCUGGGCGUAGAACCGUCGAGGCGGUCCGUCCGGUGUUGGGACAGUGGUUGGCGAGGCAGCACGGUAGCCUGACUUACCGUCUGACCCAGAUGCUCUCCGGACAUGGUUGUUUCGGAGGGUAUCUGUGUCUGAUCGGUCGGGAGCCGUCUGCUAUCUGCCACCACUGUGACGGAUGUGCUGACGAGGACGCCCAGCACACCUUGGAGGUUUGCCCAGCCUGGGACCAAGACCGCGCGGAGCUUCGCGCGGUCGUGGGGGACGACCUUUCCCUGCCGGCUGUCGUGAGACAGAUGGUCGACAGCGAGAGGUCGUGGACAGCAGUGCAGACCUUUGCGGAGAGCGUCAUGCUCCGCAAAGAGGCGGCGGAAAGGGUGAGAGAGGACACGUCCGACCUCCCCAUACGCCGCCGGCGCACUGGGCGCAGGAGGCGGGCAUACGCCCUGCACCUGCUGCCCCCACAAUAA